Drosophila subobscura is the source of this 1142-nucleotide messenger RNA. Its product is annotated as flocculation protein FLO11. The record is from RefSeq and is a predicted model, not a curated record. Bases 109 to 1041 code for a protein of 310 amino acids. The transcript is spliced from 2 exons. NCBI's taxonomy places the organism in Eukaryota, Metazoa, Arthropoda, Insecta, Diptera, Drosophilidae.
CGGCUGUAAACUUAUUAUCGAUCUGAACUCCGAGACGAAAGCAGCGCAGAGCAACGCAACGCAAAGCAAAGCAAAAGCAAACCUCAGACCAGCAGCACCGAUUCCAUCAUGAAGUGCACCCUUUUAUCCACAUUGCUGGCGACCCUGGUGGUCACGAGUCUGGCUGCUCCUUUCCAGCUGAGCGACAUCUUCCCCGGCUUUGUGGCCAUCGGGCAGCCGCAGGAGAAGCAGGAGGUAGUCAAGCGUCAUGUGGUGUCGAAUCCUGACGCCGAGCUCAAGCAGAUCUCGUUCCAUGGCCUGAUUGGGGACCUGGAGGACAGCCUGUUCCAGUCUGCGCUCAGCCUGCACUCGGCCAGUGCCCCAGACAGCGAGGUGGAGGAGGUGAACCCCGGCCCGGAGGAGACCGCUGACGAGCUGGAACAUGCUCUGACCAAGCGCUCGGACGAGUCCACUCCGGCAACGGACAGUGCCUCCACCGACGAUGGUCUGGCCCGCAAGAUCCUGCUGCAGACAACCCGCAAGGUGCCCGGCGGUGAGGAUGGUCUGCCCGCCCACCUGAUCAUCGACCAUGUCUCCGUGCAGCCACACAAUGGCGGUGUCCUGCCGCUGAUUCCCACCUUCCAGGUGCACCACACCAAGCUGAUCUCGGCCACCAUCAAGGAGGACUCGAACAACGACAGCAGCGAUGGCAAACAGACCAAGAUCAGCAUCACCAAGACCUCAAUCACCUCGACGGCGCCACUCGAGAGCCUGGAGGAGGCCGUGGCCAGCGCUAGUUCCAGUUCCAGUUCCAGCUCCAGCGCAGCUCCCACAACUCCCACCACUGAGGGCACCACAACAGUUGAAACCCCAAAGACCACAGCGGAGGAGGAGGAGAAGAAGAGCUCCAGCAGCAGCAGCAGCACAGAGUCCUCAUCUUCAACCACUGCUGCUGCCACCACAGAGGAACCCAUUCAAAAGCUGAAGAAGGACGAGGAGAAGCUCAAGGAGAAGGUGGCCGAGGUGGAGGCUGAUCCCGUGAUUCUCUCCUCUCGCGUGUAGGACAUGCCCGAUCCCUCCCUCUAGUUGUAGUCCAUCUCCAGCAUUGCCUCCGCCCUCUCCCUCAUACAUAUUUAUGACACUCGACUCGAAGUUCAAUUAAA